AUGUAUGGGAAGCACGCAAAUGCAAGUCAUCCACUAUAUACCUCCGCAUAUCAGGCCCCAGAGAUGCGCGAGCGUUUCGAGCAGCUUGGAGUCUCCUUAUUGUCUGACUCGUGCAUGGAGGAAGAGCAGGAACGAGAGGUCAGCCAUGAAACCGAGCGGGAGAGGCAAGUGGAAAGACCUCCAUGUAACCAACCCGCACAGCACCGAUUGCCCUCCGCCGUCCGUACCUUCGUUCAAACUGGACAGAUCCCGCACAAUUCUUCUGCAUUCAUCCCUCUCUUCCGCCUUUUGGAUCCAGAUUCAAGCCCCCAUGAUUCUGGAUCUUGGUCACAUCACCUGUUUGCGCCCGCAGAUUUCAUGACAACAGUACUGCUUGAUGAUGUAUCUGGGAUCACCCAGUAUUUGCGCCCCGCAAAUUGGGUCAUAUCGAGUACGAAGGACACAGCCCUUCUAGUCGUUCUCAGCCCUUAUGAGGUAAACGCCUUGUUGCCAGAGUUACGUCGCAGCACCGCCGUGCACCUACACAUGUACGCACCUCGCGUUACACAGGCAAUGAGACACCUCAACAAUAUCGAUUUCUAUUCAAUCUCUUCACUUCCUAAGUCUGGGUGGGUACCUCCACCGCGCAUCGUUCGGUCGCAGCUGAGCCUCUGGGCUGGCGAGUUGUACUUAAAUAACUACGAGACGUACCUCGAGCUGUGCGCUUUCUUGGGCAUCUACACGACUCCUGGGACGGCGGGCGUGCAGAGCGACGGCUUUGUCAAGCUAAGUCACAGGGAGGCUUCUUGA
This is a messenger RNA of Heterobasidion irregulare TC 32-1, 789 nucleotides long. RefSeq lists its product as uncharacterized. The record is from RefSeq and is a predicted model, not a curated record. Lineage: Eukaryota; Fungi; Basidiomycota; Agaricomycetes; Russulales; Bondarzewiaceae. The coding region runs from base 1 to 789 and encodes 262 amino acids. The transcript has a single exon.